Salpingoeca rosetta is the source of this 4663-nucleotide messenger RNA. RefSeq lists its product as uncharacterized. Gene Ontology annotation, molecular function: nucleic acid binding; protein binding. Lineage: Eukaryota; Choanoflagellata; Craspedida; Salpingoecidae. The record is from RefSeq and is a predicted model, not a curated record. The transcript is spliced from 43 exons. Gene Ontology annotation, cellular component: mRNA cleavage and polyadenylation specificity factor complex; nucleus. The coding region runs from base 75 to 4595 and encodes 1506 amino acids.
CACAUCUUUUGGUGCAGUGGCAGUGAGAGAACGAACGUGAGACAAGCACCAGCACACAGCAGUCUCGCGCCAAUAUGUUCACCGUGCAUCGGGAGACGCACGAGCCAUCGGCAGUGCGACAUGCCGUGCAGGCCCGCUUCCUCGAUGGCCAGCGAGUGAACCUCGUGACUGUUCAGGGCAAUGUCCUCUCCGUGUACAACCUCGUGCAAGCCCAGGGCGCCGCAGACAAGCGGUGUCACCUAGAAGCCGACAUCUCAUUCACCCUCGACGGCGUCCCGCAAGACGUAGCCACUGUGCGACCCCGCGGCAACUCCCGUGACCUUCUCAUCUUCACCUUCAAGGACGCACGCGUCGCAAUCGUGCGGUUUGACCCGAAGAUGCGGGACCUGGAGACGGUAUCGCUGCACGCGUUUGAGGAUACGGACACAAAGCUUGGCGGCUGGCACAGCGAGCAGCGGCUGCGCGUGUGCGUGGACCCUUUGCAUCGGUGUGCGGCCCUGAUGGUGUACGGAUGCAAGCUCAUCGUGAUCUCCUUCAGCUCCGGAACUGCCACAGCAGCCCCGGAAGCAGACACCCAAGAGGACACGGAGCAAUCGUUUACGAGCCGCGUCAUCGACCUGCUGUCGCUGCCGAGCACCAUUGGGCGGGUGGACGACAUGGCGUUUCUCGACGGGUACGACGUGCCCUGCCUCGCCAUCCUCCACCAGCCGCGACCAGCAUGGGUCGGUCACAUGGCCAAGACGAAGGACACGGCGCACGUGACCGCGCUCAGCCUCGCCCUUGACGAGAUGACAGCGAGGCGAGCGCCAACAGCACCCCCGCCACCACCGCCACCAGUCGUGUGGCACCAGGAGAACCUGCCGUCGGACACGUUUGCACUGCAGCCCGUGCCCGCACCGCUGGGGGGCGUGGUCGUCAUUGGCGUGAACGUUCUCUUCUACGUCACGCAGUCCCUGGUGCGCUCGCUCGCCCUCAACGGCUACUCCCGCGCCUCCACAAACGCCCCAAUCCAGGAACAGACUGGGAUCAGUCUUGAUCUGGAUGGCGCGCAUCACGCGCUGUUGACGCCGACGCAGAUCCUCUUCGCCCUCCCAUCGGGCGACAUCCACCUUCUCACCAUUGUGUGCACUGACGUGACGGUUGACGGGUUGCGCAUGGACAAGUUGGCAACGUCUGUGAUUGGAUCCGAUAUUUGCACCCUCGGCCGCCGGCACAUCUUCAUCGCCUCUCGACACGCCACAUCGCUUCUGCUCGAGUGGGCGCCAAUCCCGCUCUCUGCCACCACACACAUCGACGUCUCGGGCGUGUCUGGGCGAGAUGACGCUGGGCUGUACGGCACCUCGUCUGACUCCACCGCUGCGCUCAACACCAGCGCGAGUCGUGACGGCAGCAGCACUGGCGGCGAUGACCUCGAUGAUGUGUACGGCGAUGUUGUUGACGGCGGCACCACCGGCGCUCAUGGUAUCGGCAGUGGCGGUCGCGUCAUGACGGUGAAGCUCAUGGCCAGGGAUGCCCUCCCCACCGUCGCUCCAAUCAAGUCAACAGCCGUGGGCACAAGUGCUCAGGGCGUGGUGCCGCACGCCGACCCGCGCUCCCAGUACGAGCUCGUCUCCUGCAUCGGUCACGACAAGAACGGCGCCCUCGCAAACAUCUCAUACUCCCUCAAGCCACAGGUGCUGCUGACUGAGGACGCGCUGUCGUCCGUGAAAGACUGCUGGGCCGUCCACUCCAAUAACUCCAAGCACCACACACACGUCGUCUUCAGCAAGCCGAAGAAGACGAUGGUGUUCCGGGUGGCGGGCGACUUUGAGCAGCUGCGGCACCCGCGCGGUUUCGACACGGAGGCCAGCACCGUCUUCGCAGGCAACGUCAUGGGGCGGCAGCUGGUGCUGCAGGUGACGGCGAAACACGUGAUGCUGCUUGAUGACCGGGACUGCGUGUUUGAUGAGCGCAUGAAGAAGGGCGUGCGCAUCACAAAGGUCUCUGUCGCCGACCCGUACAUCGCCCUUCUCCUCAACGACGCAACAACGAAGGUGUACGAGGUGAAGAAGAGCAAGUCGGGCUUCUUCCUGCACCCUCUCCCAUACAUAUCACCGAAUUCGGAUGUGCUGUCGCUGUCUGUUCUCCGGGACACGUCUGGCCUGUUCUCCCUCUACAGCCGCGAGCAGCUGCAGAUGAACGCCUCUGUCCGCACCACCACCGCCCAAGCCGCCGGGGGAAAGGGCGUGCCUGCUAGCAAUGCCACGCACGCCAACAGCAAUGGCGACAAAGGCAGUGGUGACGGCGAUAAACAUGAUGGCAGUGAUGACGAUGAUGAUGACAACCUGUACAGUGCUGACGUUGACGCGAAACCGGCAUCCCCAAUGCAUCCGGACAACACAACCACGACAACACAGGCGACCGCGACUGCGACUGCUUCGGCUGCGAAUGGCGACGAUGAUGAUGAGGUUCACAUUCGCGCAGUGCACGAGCCCUCAUAUUGGCUAUUCACCUGCGACAAGAACGGCGUUCUCUCCAUCUUCCAGGUGCCGGAUAUGCGGGAGGUAUUCUGCUGCACGGUCUUCUCUGUCCUUCCAAACGUCGCCUGGGACUCGGUGUAUCGGAAAGAGAUUGGACCCGUUGAAUUGGAGCCUGAAAUGCCGCUGAAGCGCGCCAAAACCAUGGACGAGAAAGGACAGUCCGUUUUUGUUGAAGCGGACGAGGAAGCGGACGAUGAGUCCGGUAGUGCACAGGCGGAGGAGGACGAGCAGGACCGAUUGCAGCGCAAGGAGAUGACGAUUGUUGAGCUGCUGGCCAUUGGUCUGGGCCGCGGAUCAAGGCCGCACCUCUUCCUCAGAAACGAAACCCAGCACGUGAUUGUAUACGAGAUUUUCACCUCCAGCUACAAACGCCAUGAAAAGUAUGAAGGGCGAUUGCAGAUCCGCCUGCGGAAAAGGCACCAGCACCCGACAUGGAUUGACGAGCGCUUGGCCCAGUCGUCAUCGAUACCGCCUGCUGCGUUCCGGCCGUUUGCGGACAUCAGCGGGUGCGAUGGCGUCUUCGUCUGCGCUCGCCGCCCGUCAUGGUUCAUGUGCGACCACACACACAAGGUGGUGCGGCACCACGCGAUGCGGUUUGACGGCGCUGUGCAGUGCUUCACACAGCUCAAGCACGCCAUGCACACCAGCUGCUUCCUCUACUUCACGGGCAAGGGCGUGAUGCGGAUGGCAACGACAGCGGCGGGGCAGGUGCUCUCAACGCCACUACCAUCGCGGCGCACCCCAAUCAAGGCGUCGGCGUGCUAUGUCGACUUUGACCCGGAGAGCGGCGUGUAUGUCGUCGUGCUCAAGCACAAGGAGCCGUGUGCACAUCUGCCCAAGUUUGGACCCCCAAUGGAGGAGGCACCAGCGGUAGACAUGAAGUUUGCGUCUGAUGAGCCGUUGCCGCAGCGUGAACGGUAUUCCAUCUGCCUCUUCUCCUGCGAGGACUGGCAGCUCGUCCCAAACAGCCCGGUUGAGAUACCGGCAGACCACCACGUGACGGCGUUCAAGGUCAUCAACAUUUCUUCGGAGCGCCAUCUCACGGGGAAGAAGCCGUGCGUGGCUGUUGGCACCACCCCCGUUCUCGGCGAACGAAACCUGGAACGCGGCCUGCUGCAACUCUACGACGUGCUUGAGGUUGUUCCAGAGCCGGGCAAGCCAACAACGAAAAACAGGCUCAAGCUGAUGCUGAGUUCUGAUGAGACGGGUGCUGUGACUGCGCUCAACUCGAUCGAGGGUUAUGUCAUCGGUGCCCUUGCUCGCCGCGACGGCCCAAAGAUCUUUGUGUGGCGCGUGGAGGACGAUGAGAAGUUGCAGCCCAUCGCGUUCCUCGAGGGAUCGAUGUUCACUGUGACGCUAAAGGUGGCACUCAACUUUGUGAUCAUCGGUGAUUACAUGGGCCGCGUCAUGCUUGCUCGCCUCAUCAAGGAUGAGACGCUGAAGAUUCUGAAUCUGAGCAAAGGCACAACGAGCCAGGCGCUGCUGCAAGUUGGCCGCGACGUCGCUCCAACCAGCGUGUAUGCGGCAGACUUUAUUGUUCGCGGUGCUGAGUUGCACGUGCUUUUCCUCGAUCAGCAUGCAAACAUGACCAUCCUCGCAUUUGACAGCGAUGACCCCACAACGCGUGGAGGGCGGAUCUUGAAGCGGCACUCCGUGUACAACACGGGCCACCAGCGCAUCGUCGCGCUCACCCGCUUGCAGAACGUGCCGCCAAGGAACAGCCGCAACGCAACCGUUGAUGCCCACUUCCUCACAUAUCAGACGCUUGAGGGCGGUGCAGGGUACAUCACGUCCAUACCAGAGGAUAUUUUCAGGCGGCUGAUGCUGCUACAGUUGCGACUGCUGCCCCACCUCAAGUUCCGCGCUGGCCUCCAUCCAAGCGCCUUCAAGAAAUACAAGAGUGCGUCGCUGCAUAUGGUGCACCAGGAAGUGCGGACUAUUUGCGCAGACGUCUACACGCGCUUGUUCAUGCUUGAUCUUGACGCGCAGAAGGAGGUGGCACGGCAGGUGGGAACAACCACCAAACAGCUGUGUGACGACUUUCUCUUUAUCGAGGACUCUGUAGCGUGGUUCUAGCUGCCAGCCGCUGUCUUCUCUCGCGUGCUCGUCUGCGUGUGUGUGUGUGUGUGUGUGUGUGUGUGUGU